Messenger RNA from Closterium sp. Naga37s-1, 2592 nucleotides. NCBI's taxonomy places the organism in Eukaryota, Viridiplantae, Streptophyta, Zygnematophyceae, Desmidiales, Closteriaceae. The record is from the annotation of a GenBank genome assembly.
AUGAAGAUCCCGCAGAAGAUUCAGGCGGCAUUAGAUGAGGGAAGGAAGGUAUUCUCGUUCGAGUACUUUCCUCCCAAGACCGCUGAUGGCGUGGAGAAUCUCUUCGAUCAUCUGCGUGGAGACGUCGAUGCAUAUGACGUGCACCAACAUGCCCGUGGAGCGCAUCGACCACGCGCUCCUUUGUCCCUUAACCUCCCCCUCUCCCCCCCCUCCAACCACUCCCCGUCUCUCUCCCCAUCUACCCUCACCGUAGAUCUGCGUGGAGACGUCGAUGCAUCUGACGUGCACCAACAUGCCCGUGGAGCGCAUCGACCACGCGCUGGAGCACAUCAAGGGUUGAUUCAUAACACUCUUCUCCCUCGUGUGUCCCUCAACCCCUCUUCCCCCUCUUCACCACAGAUCUGCGUGGAGACGUCGAUGCAUCUGACGUGCACCAACAUGCCCGUGGAGCGCAUCGACCACGCGCUGGAGCACAUCAAGGCCGCCGGGCUGCAGAACGUGCUCGCGCUGCGCGGCGACCCCCCGCACGGCCAGGACAAGUUCGUCGCGGCGGAGGGCGGCUUCUCUUGCGCGCUCGACUUGGUGAAGCACAUUCGCGCCAAGUAUGGCGACUAUUUCGGAAUCACGGUUGCUGGAUAUCCAGAGGCGCAUCCUGACGCCAUCAGCGGCCCUGACGGUGCGACGCCAGAGGAGUAUCAGAAGGACCUGGAGUACCUCAAGGCCAAGAUGGAUGCAGGCGCGGACUUGAUUGUCACGCAGCUGUUCUACGACGUGGACAUCUUCCUCAAGUUCGUCGCGGACUGCCGUGCCAUGGGAGUGAGCGAGCCCAUCAUCCCGGGCAUCAUGCCCAUCACCACGUACGGCGGCUUCAAGCGCAUGACCGCCUUCUGCAAGACCAAGGUCCCCCAGAGCAUUCUGGACGCGUUGGAGCCGAUAAAGGAUAACGAGGAGGCUGUUAGGGCGUACGGCAUCCAACAAGGCACGGAGGUGUGCCGGCGCAUCCUGGAUGCAGGCAUCCACACCCUGCACAUGUACACGCUCAACCAGGACAAGACCACCAUCGCCAUCCUCAAGAACCUGGGGCUCAUAGAGGCGUCCAACAUCCCUCGUGCGCUGCCGUGGCGGCCAGCCACUAACAUCGUCCGAUGCACAGAGGACGUGCGCCCCAUCUACUGGUCCCUGCGCCCCAAGAGCUACCUGGCGCGCACGGCAGCGUGGACCAAGUUCCCCUCUGGGCGCCUGGGGCCAGCAGAGGCGCUGUCGUACAGCGACCUGCCCGCCAAGCACAGGGCUUUCCUCAAGAGGAAGUCGCGGGCCACUGCUCUUGCCAGGGACUGGGCUGUGCCUGUUGCGUCGACAGAGGACGUGAAGCAGCUCUUUGCUCGGUUUGUGAGUGGCGAGGUGAGCAGCUUCCCCUGGAGCGAAGCAGUGGAGGCCUCCCUCUCUGCGGAUUCGGCUCCCAUCAGCGCUCAGCUGCAGGAGCUGAACGCGGCUGGGCUGCUCACCAUCAACAGCCAGCCUGCUGUCAACGGCGCCAAGUCCGACGACCCUGUUCUCGGCUGGGGAGGCCCCGGGGGGUACAUCUACCAGAAGGCUUAUGUGGAGUGCUUCGCCCCACACGACAAGGUCACUACUCUCCUCGAGAAGGCCAAGGCCACGCCCUCCAUCUCCCUCAUGGCCGUCAACUCGCAAGGCCACGUGCUCGCCACCGGCCCCGGCACGCCCGCGUCCACCACGCCGUUCUCGGCAAACGCGGUCACGUGGGGGGUGUUUCCGGGGAGAGAGGUGGUGCAGCCGACAGUGGCGGAUUUCAUGUCGUUCCUGGCGUGGAAGGAAGAGGCGUUUGGCGCGUGGGUGGACGACUGGGCGGGGCUUUACAAGGAGGACGAUGAGGAGGGCACACCGGUGGCCAAGAAACUGCUCCAAGAGAUCCAUGACACAUACUACCUUGUCAGCGUCGUUGACAACGAUUACGUCAACGGUGCCAUCUACGUGGUGCAAACGCUGCACGUCCUGGCGCCCGUGCAUGUGGGCGAGCAGCCAGGUGCCAUCUACGUGCCGCAGAGGCUGCGUGUCCUGGCCCCCGUGCAUGUGGGCGAGCAGCCAGGUGCCAUCUACGUGUCUCAGACGCUGCGCUUCCUGGCUCCCGUGCGUGUGGGUGAGCAGGUGAACAGCUUCAGGCAACACAGCAACCCCACCCUUCUCCAACCCUCCUCCAACCUCCCUCCAACACCCCUGUCCCUCUUCCCCAUGCCCUUCAGCCCGCCAGGUGCCAUUUACGUGUCGCAGACGCUGCGCUUCCUGGCGCCCGUGCACGUGGGCGAGCAGGUGACGGCGAGUGUGGAAGCAAUUUCAGUCGUGGCGCACCGGCACAGGUUCAGGGUCACAUUCGCAUCCAAGGCAUUCAAAACGCCGCGUGUCACACCAGCAGCAGCAGCGGAUGCGUCAACAUCAGGGGAUGUAAGCCCCCCCCGGCCUGUGCUGGCAUUAGAUGGCAUUGCAGUCGCCAUCAUCCCCCCUCUCAACAGAGACCCACCCAAACCCAUGGAGUGUAGAGACGACUUGUUGCGUACUGGUUUGCAAUCACUGUAG